Molecule: messenger RNA, 411 nt
Organism: Medioppia subpectinata
Lineage: Eukaryota; Metazoa; Arthropoda; Arachnida; Sarcoptiformes; Oppiidae
Source: the annotation of a GenBank genome assembly
GGUUCGCGCGAAGAACAGGAGGACCUGUUGUCGGAGUCGACGACACUAUAUGUGGGAAACCUAUCGUUUUAUACGCGCGAAGAGCAGAUCUACGAGUUGUUUGGAAAAUGUGGUCAAAUCGUACGCGUGAUAAUGGGUUUGGAUCGUCGGUCUAAGACUCCGUGCGGUUUCUGUUUCGUGGAGUACUUGUCCAGAGAGGACGGACUCAAUGCCAUGCGUUAUGUGAACGGCACGCGACUCGACGACCGCAUUGUCCGCACCGAUUGGGACACGGGUUUCAUUGAGGGCCGACAGUACGGGCGCGGCAAGAGUGGCGGUCAAGUCCGCGACGAGUAUAGGACUGAUUACGACGACGGCAGGGGAGGGUUCGGCAAAAUCAUGUCCUUCAAGAUGGGCGGACCCACCCCUUGA